Messenger RNA from Colletotrichum costaricense, 1053 nucleotides. RefSeq names its product Ulp1 protease family protein. Bases 1 to 1053 code for a protein of 350 amino acids. Gene Ontology annotation, molecular function: cysteine-type peptidase activity; deNEDDylase activity. Lineage: Eukaryota; Fungi; Ascomycota; Sordariomycetes; Glomerellales; Glomerellaceae. The record is from RefSeq and is a predicted model, not a curated record. The transcript is spliced from 9 exons. Gene Ontology annotation, biological process: proteolysis; protein deneddylation.
AUGGUGCUGCGCCACUCCUGGGCCACGUCUCCCCCCAUCCCGCUUCUUACCCUUCCGCUCCUCUCGCAACCGACAACCAUCGCCGCCCCGAGCGAUCAACUCCUCCCGCUCCGGCUCGACAUCGACGACGUCUUCGAUAUCCUCUACCGCAUCGGCUUCCACAGUAUCACCACCAGCAUCCCUCCAGCUUUCCCCCUCGACCUCCCCGACGAGCAGUACAAAGUCCGGCCACAGAUCUUUCUUCUUGCAACCUCCUGCUCCUUCCCGUCUUUGUCCUUGGACCUGGCCAAGCUUGCUCUCACCUCGCCGUCGCCGCCGCCGCAGCAGCAGCACUGGGAACUCUCCCCGCAGCAACCUUACUUGUCGUAUCACGAUAUUCUCCUCACCUACGAAGACAUCAAGUCGCUCAAGAACGACUGGUUGACAGACAACAACAUUGCUUUCUGGGAAGAAUGGCUGGAACGCGAAGUCCUCCCCAAGUACCCUCAAGCCCGCAUCAUCCUGCUUCGGCCCUCAAUGACCUUCCUCCUCAUGAAGGAGCCCGACAUGCGCCAGAUCCGCUCCGCCCUCCCCGACUUCUCCAAAGUAACACACAUCUUCCUCCCCAUCAAUGACGCCCGCAACGUCGCCCAGGCCGAGGGCGGCUCCCACUGGUCCCUGCUGCUCGUCAGCGCCAUCGACGGCGUCGCCUUCCACUACGACUCCCUCGGCGGCGCAAACUACGCAGAAGGCCGCCUCGCCACCCACAAGAUGUCCGAGAUCCUCGGCCGCCCACUCCGCUAUCUCAACCUCGACGACUCUCCCCAGCAGGAGAACGGCAGCGACUGCGGCGUGUUUGUGUGUAUCCUAAUGCGCCACCUGCUCAUCAAGCGCCUCCUCAGCGCCAACGCUCGCGAAAAGGUCAGCAUGAGCAUGGCCAAUAAGCUGAUUGACAGCCACGGCGGACGUAAAGAGAUGCUCAAAAUUAUCGAGAGCUUGCGCAAGGAGGGCGAGCGGAGGAGAUCGAGAAGCGCAUCACCGUACUCGUCAAAGACGCCGCCACGGAUCGAGUAG